ACACACACACCCCCAGCCUGCCCGUUCCAUUGUUGUCGACACCCACCGCCACCGCCACUGCCCACCAUGGACGCCGGUAAAGACAACGCUAAUCCGACCAUCAUCAAUCCCAACGACUUGCCGUCCCGCCGCCGUCGCUCUACGCCUUCGACGGCGAAGCCUCGAGGAAUAUUCGAUGCCUUAGUGCCGCAGUAUCCAGACGUGCUGGGGCCGUCCACGGCAUCUCCCGAAGAGCUCUCCGGUGUAUCAGACAGCGCCUCCUCCGACGACGGGGCCGAGCGCGAGGAGAUCGACGAGCAAGAAGUCUAUGACCUAAUCUCCACCAUCACUGACCCCGAACAUCCACUGUCAUUGGGCUCACUGGGCGUCGUGAACCUGGACGACAUCAGGAUCAUCCCACCAACCUCUCCACGAUCUCGCAUUAGUUCCGUGCAGGUACUGAUUACGCCUACCACUUCGGCCUGUUCCUUGACCACAGUGAUUGGACUCGGUGUCAAGGUCAGGCUUAUGAAUGCGCUGCCGGCACGUUUCCGCGUGGACGUGCGUAUCAAGGAGGGCACGUCCUCGUCUGCAGACGAAGCGAACAAACAACUAGGCGAUAAGGAACGAGUCGCCGCUGCCAUGGAGAACCGGAAUUUGAUCAACAUGGUCAAUCACAUGUUAUCGUCGUGCGAGUAAAAAUAUCAUCAGAUUACACCAACAUUUUACUCGAUGCGUUCCUGCAUAAGAUGCAACGGCGCGGGGAUAGAGGAUGCUCCCAUUAUGCACAUCGGCCUCGCCACACCCGACGACCUACAUGAAACUAGAUUAUAGCAUAGAGAGGACACUGCGUCCGUCACACAGACAGGCGAAUACGAUCGAAGCAGUGCCGAGUUCUCCACCUGACUAUAGACUAGGAAGAUAAUCUUAUCCUGGCUUUACGGUCGCGUCCGAUGAAUGCCAAUUUUUUUUGCAAGUCAACUCGGCAGUCGUGAGCGACCGAGGCGUUCACAUGCAAACAACGGUCAAUCAGCCUCUUUGGGCAACGAGUCACAGACGGCCGCACCAUCCCAGGAGCGCUUGGACGUUUCCAGGCAAACAUUAGCCGUUAAACACGUGAAGCACGAGGCAUCACAAAAACCCUUCGCUUAGAUGGGGUGAAGCAUGGUUGACAAGGAACAUGAUUUGCAACAAAGGACAUGACGUUCAGUUAAGGUUCAUGGUAAUGGCUCGCGAAGCGGCUGUAUACAGGUAGUGCUGUAGUAGUGACGUUGUUGGACCAUGCAAACCAUGCGCUGACCAUCGCAAUGACUCGUACAGACUACAUGAACCGUCGCCUCGCCUUUGGCCUUAACCUCCUGCCAUUUCCAGUCUGAAACAUUGGCAGGACACGCACAAACUUAAUCCGUAAUGCCUAUGCUUGGCGCCUGCCCGGUCUAGCAAAGAUGCUCAAUCUGUUAAUCUAUUGUGUACCGUAGAACUUCAAGCUCCCACACGGUGUCCUGAACCUUACUCGCCUAUGCAUGCGCUGGAACGCUACAAUUCUGAAGCAUGAAAUCUCUCACUGGCGCGGUGGCAGUGGUGCUGUUGUUGACGAAGUACUGCUUUCACCUUCGUUCCGGGUUUCUGGUAGCGGAGCAUGAUAGUUUUGGUCCGCCAUGGCCUUACUCGCGCCCUCGGGAGGAGCGUAGGCAGGCGGAGCAUCGCCAUGAUACGCAGGUGGCGGAGGAGCAUACCUGUGCAUCACAUAACCUUCUUGAUAUGGAUCGGGGCCGUGCUGGUAUGGGCGGUACGGUGCUGCUUGGUGCUGGGGUUGCUGGUAGCGUACGGUGCGAUUCACCAUCCAUCUGUGGUAUGCGAGAGGAGGUUGUCCCUUGCUCAGACGAUGACGGGCGUGCCAAUAGCCUCCGAGGAAGUAGAGGAGAAUGGCAGCGAAGAUGACGCAGAUCACGGCGUACCGAACGGCCAUGCCAGUAUCACUCCACCACCAACUCUCGUGGUCACCGUAAUCGGGCCACAGAAGAUUGUCAUCAUCAUUAUCAUCACCGGCAUCGCUGUUGGUGUUCUGUCUCUUCCACAGCUGAUCCACAGCUCUCGCCAUGGCCAUUGCUGGUGUCGUGGUGUCUAUCUUGAAUCCUCCUUCCUCCUCAGGCCAGAGCCGAUGCCCGCAGGACGUUGGAUGGUACAAUCAACAAGCCCUCGGCCGUCACUAAGCGCUGGGAUGUCCUACGGUGCUGAUCAAUGCAGACUACUGCAUGCAAGUGGUGCGCAAUCCCCUUCUGUCUAACCAGGUCAACUUGUCGCGAGCUCUGGUCGCAGGUCUGCGAGUUCGAUGGAGCUUCGGUAGGGAGAGAUCGAUAAGAUGCCCGGAUGCGUCAGGUGAGAGCAGUAGGUUGGGCAGGCAACAACCAACCAGUAGCGGCGGGUGGACGACUACUGCGGCGAUGUCGUCGAUGCGGCGGCGGGCGAAGGUUCAGAGGUACAGGUAUGCAUUCGUGUGUACGAGUGGAGAUAAAAAAACACGAUGGUGUGG
This is a messenger RNA of Sphaerulina musiva SO2202, 2512 nucleotides long. RefSeq lists its product as uncharacterized. The record is from RefSeq and is a predicted model, not a curated record. The transcript is spliced from 2 exons. Gene Ontology annotation, biological process: iron-sulfur cluster assembly. The coding region runs from base 67 to 678 and encodes 203 amino acids. NCBI's taxonomy places the organism in Eukaryota, Fungi, Ascomycota, Dothideomycetes, Mycosphaerellales, Mycosphaerellaceae.